AUGCAGUCUCUCCUUAGAGAAGCAAGCGCCAAGUCUAGCGACAUGUUCAGAUUCACGGCCAUCAGGGUUCAAAUCGCGGGGUUUUCAACAUCAAGAACCCGACCGAUCUCAAGUUCUCCAAGAAAGCCAGGAUCCAUCGCCCAUAUCAGCUCUCUCUGUCCCCUUUCAGAGCAACAGAAGAAGAUUAUUGCAAAAAAUCCGCUCGGCCGUACUCUUGACAGCGUUCGCGAGAAACUGCGCGACUCUAACGAAGCCGACAAGACGCAUCGAAAAAAUAUCGCAGACCUUAUACAGGCGCUUUGCGGUUCUUCAGCAGGCUGUGAAAUUCUCAUUCUCGACGAUGGCAUACUACGACUACUGUGCAUGCGAAUGGAAGUUCGAGACGGGAAGAAGACAGCAAAUCUCGACUUAUUUCGCCCUCUCGUCCGAGUUGUCGUUGACGACAAUACCAACGACAAUGCCAUUUGGGCUGCCGUCCUUCGUCUCCUCGACCCCCGCGCCACCAUCUCACAAACGCCUGUUGAUAUCAACUCGAGUUGGGGCAUCCAGCUACCGCCGUUGACAAACAAGGACAAAGACCUAUGGGAAGAGAAAAUCUAUAACUGCCUCGUCAGCCCACCAGCCGGGCAUGUUAUCAGCAGGUUUCGUACAGUCAAGCAACUGCUGGAAUCGAUGCGAGAUGCAAUCAAGGCGCACCGAUAUCUCUACCUCACCCGCAACAUUCUGCACUGUAAUAUCUCUCCAGACAACAUCAUCAUAACGGACCCCAGCAUCACAAAUGGCCUCAAGGGCAUGCUGAACAUGGCGGCCAAGGUUCAGGAGGACGACCAGGACCCGAGCGGACAACCAAUAAAUGAUACACUCCCGUUUAUGGCGAUUGAAGUAUUGCGCAAUAUGGACCACACCUACCGUCGCGACCUCGAAUCGUUCUUCUACGUCCUACUUUGGAUGUGUGCGCGCCAAUCGUGGCAUAACAGAUUUUCCGGCAAAAACGAGCAAACCCCUGGGAAGAGCUUUCUUGAUCGAUGGGAAAACGGCAAUUUGAAGAAUAUUGCUUUGAAUAAGAGAGGUGACAUGUCGUCUCAAGAUACGCUUGGAGACCUGAUGGAUCAAUUCCCAAAGUCGUUGGACCCUGUGAAACCGCUUUGUUUCCGUAUCAGGAAGAUUCUUUUUGCCCCGUAUGAUUCAAAGGGACGAAUGCUCUUGGGAACACCCGAAGGAAACCCGGACCUACUCUACAGGCCUAUUAUAGAAGCUUAUGAUGAGGUUAUUGACAGAUUGUAGAGAUUGUACAGUGAUGAGGGGAAAUACGAUGGAAAAUGUGGUUAAUUC
Messenger RNA from Neurospora hispaniola, 1332 nucleotides. RefSeq lists its product as uncharacterized. The coding region runs from base 1 to 1284 and encodes 427 amino acids. The transcript has 2 exons. The record is from RefSeq and is a predicted model, not a curated record. NCBI's taxonomy places the organism in Eukaryota, Fungi, Ascomycota, Sordariomycetes, Sordariales, Sordariaceae.